Messenger RNA from Daucus carota subsp. sativus, 570 nucleotides. Its product is annotated as rust resistance kinase Lr10-like. Gene Ontology annotation, biological process: protein phosphorylation. The record is from RefSeq and is a predicted model, not a curated record. Lineage: Eukaryota; Viridiplantae; Streptophyta; Magnoliopsida; Apiales; Apiaceae. The transcript has a single exon. Gene Ontology annotation, molecular function: ATP binding; protein kinase activity. The annotation marks the transcript as partial.
AGAAAGAAGGCCAUCACUUUGCACUCAUCUUAUCUUUCUUGGCGAUGUCAUAUUUUAGGAAUUGCUCUUGGUAUAAGAUUUCUUUGCGGAAUAGCAUUACUAUUUGUGUUUCUGGUAUAUAAAUUAAGAAGACGACAUUUGUCAGUGGAUGACACCAUUGAAAACUUCCUGCAAGGUCAAAAUGAUCUCAUGCCUAUUAGGUACACUUAUUCACAUAUAAAGAAAAUCACCAACGGAUUCAAUGAUAAAUUGGGUGAAGGUGGAUUUGGCACGGUAUAUAAAGGAAAACUUAGAAGCGGCCUGGUAGUAGCUGUUAAGGUAUUAGGCAACUCCAACGCUAGCAGCCAUGAUUUCAUCAAUGAAGUUGGCACUAUUGGUAGAAUCCACCAUGUUAACAUUGUAAAACUUGUCGGCUUUUGCUUUGAGAAUCGAAAACGUGCACUGAUAUACGAGUUUAUGCCUAAUGGAUCUCUCGACAAAUACAUUUUCCCUGAAGCAGGGGAUACAAUCACAUUGAGAAGUGAUAAGAUUUAUGAUAUUUCAUACAAAGUGGCAUGUGGAAUUUGUUAA